Molecule: messenger RNA, 582 nt
Organism: Trypanosoma conorhini
Lineage: Eukaryota; Euglenozoa; Kinetoplastea; Trypanosomatida; Trypanosomatidae
Exons: 1
Coding region: 1-582 (193 amino acids)
Biological process (GO): protein import into nucleus
Cellular component (GO): nucleus; cytosol
Molecular function (GO): nuclear import signal receptor activity
Source: RefSeq, a predicted model, not a curated record
AUGGCUGCUGCACCUUGCAUUUUCCCACCGUUUGCGGUGGUUGUCCCUGGCUUUCCAGUUGUGACGGAGUUUCAGUGCCUGGACGGCGUGCGUUGGAUUACGCCCGUGGGCAACGCACCGGAGUCCAUUGUCGUCUUUCUCACCUCCCCCGCGCCGCUCCCGCCCGGCACGAGUCUUGGCAUCUACCUCGCCCGAGAGGACGAUGGCGCCUUUUUGUACGUGGGUCACUUGUCAAACAUGCGACCGAGCACCAUCCUGCGUGUGCCAUCUGCCUUGCUGAACGUGGAUGUUCCGGUGCAGUUGGUGCUUGGAGUUAGCCAGGAGAAGGAGGAGGACGUGGCAAACCUGGGCGCAACACUGGAGCAGCCGCUGCAACAGGAGCAGGCGGCGACAAAGCUGGCCAUUGCAGAGCGCAUUGUGGAGGAUGUAUACAACUUUGUCAUGUCCUACGGCCGGGUGUUGUCCGCGGACCCAAGUGACGCGCAGUCGGAGGAAACCGUGUACCUUCCCGCCUCCUUUCUGAGCCGCUGGCGAGAGCGUGUGUUGACGAAGAUACGCAAGGACGCAUCCUUCUGGAGCUGA